Molecule: messenger RNA, 1748 nt
Organism: Salvia splendens (bonfire salvia)
Lineage: Eukaryota; Viridiplantae; Streptophyta; Magnoliopsida; Lamiales; Lamiaceae
Product: cytochrome P450 98A2
Exons: 3
Coding region: 103-1635 (510 amino acids)
Molecular function (GO): heme binding; iron ion binding; oxidoreductase activity, acting on paired donors, with incorporation or reduction of molecular oxygen
Source: RefSeq, a predicted model, not a curated record
AGAAAUCAUUGGAUCAUACAUUCAUACCACUCUCUCCCUUUCUCUCCACCAACCACACCACUAUAUAAAAAGUACAGCAGGCCGCACCACCCCAAACCCAAAAUGGCCCUCCCCCUCAUCCUCCUCGCCGCCGCCGCCCUCCUCCUUGCCUACAAGCUCUUCAGCCGCCUCCGCUACAAGCUGCCGCCGGGACCCCGCCCGCUCCCGAUCGUAGGCAACCUGUACGACAUAAAGCCGGUGCUGGUGCGGUGCUUCACGGAGUGGUCGGAGAAGUACGGCCCCAUCUUCUCCGUGUACCUCGGGUCCCACCACAGCGUCGUCGUGAACUCGGCCGCCCUGGCCAAGGAGGUGCUCAAGGACAACGACGUCCAGCUCGCCUACCGCAACCGCACGAGGCAGAUCAACAAGUUCAGCAAGAACGGCAUGGAUUUGAUCUGGGCCGACUACGGCCCACACUAUGUUAAAGUCCGGAAGCUCUGCACCCUCGAGCUCUUCUCCAUCAAGCGCCUCGAGGGCCUCCGCCCCAUUCGAGAAGACGAGGUCACCGCCAUGGUUGAAUCCAUUUUCAACCACUCUUCCAAGCCUGAAAACAAGGGGAAGGCUGUGGUGCUGCGUGACUACUUGGGAAUGAUGGCCUUCCUGCACAUAACAAGGCUAACUUUUGGGAAACGGUUCAUAGACUCUGAUGGUGUGAUUGAUGAGCAAGGCCAAGAACUGAAGUACAUUCUCAACAACGCAAUCACGUUGGGCACCAAGAAGUCGGCUUUCGCGGAGUUCCUCCCUUGGUUCAGCUUCUUGUUCAAGGAGCAGAACGAGGCCCUCGCGGCCCACGACGCCCGCGCCAGUAGCUUCACCAAGAGGAUCAUGGAGGAGCACACGCUCGCCCGCCAGAAGACCGGCAACACCAAGAACCAUUUCGUCGAUGCUCUGCUCACGCUUCAGGAGGAGUACGAGCUCAGCGACGACACCGUCACCGGCCUCCUCUGGGAUAUGAUCUCCGCGGGGAUGGACACGGCCACGAUCACCGCAGAGUGGGCGGUGGCCGAGCUGGUCCGGAACCCGAGGGUGCAGAGGAAGGUGCAGGAGGAGCUCGACCGCGUGGUUGGCCGGGACCGUGUCAUGACAGAGGCGGACAUCGCCAACUUGCCGUACUUGCAGUGUGUGACCAAGGAGUGCUAUCGGAUGCACCCUCCGACGCCGCUGAUGCUCCCCCACAAGGCCAGCACGGACGUCAAGAUAGGCGGGUACGACGUGCCCAAGGGCACGACCGUGAGCGUGAACGUUUGGGCCAUUUCUCGGGAUCCGGGCGUGUGGAAGGACCCUCUGGAGUUCAGGCCGGAGCGGUUCCAGGAGGAGGACGUCGACAUGAAGGGCACGGACUACCGACUACUGCCGUUCGGCUCCGGGAGGCGGAUCUGCCCCGGAGCACAACUUGCGAUAAAUCUGGUGACGUCGGUGUUGGGCCACAUGUUGCACCAUUUCACGUGGUCCCCGCCUUCGGGGGUGAGGCCCGAAGAUAUGGAGAUGAUGGAGCAACCCGGGACGGUUACUUAUAUGAGCAAGCCUCUCGAGGCUAUUCCCACACCCAGGCUCCCUGCGGAGCUCUACAAGCGUGUGGCCGCUGGAAAUGUCUGAGUCUGUCGCAUAUUGCUUGCUUGUUUUACGUUUUGAUUUUAUCGUUAUAAAGCAUGUACCUCUUCAAACAAUUAAUUGAACUUCAAAUUUACGCGAGUGGAUAUAUUGUACUA